Molecule: messenger RNA, 2235 nt
Organism: Brassica oleracea var. oleracea
Lineage: Eukaryota; Viridiplantae; Streptophyta; Magnoliopsida; Brassicales; Brassicaceae
Product: zinc finger CCCH domain-containing protein 45
Exons: 8
Coding region: 675-2204 (509 amino acids)
Source: RefSeq, a predicted model, not a curated record
GAAAUGAGCCCGAAUUGCACAAAAAAAAUAAGAACUGGAAAUACAACAGAUACUAAUCUCGGCCCCAAUGGCCCAAAGUAAAAACAUCUGAACCGACAAAAUUGUGUGGUCGAUGACCAGUCACUUAAAAAAAAACAGAAAAGGCAAGAACAAAUUUUUUUGUCUCGAUGUUUCGUUACGGAAGACGAUUUCUAUGGCGAAACUUUUAAUCGAAGUUAGAGAACUCAUGAUAUGAAAACGGCCGCGGCUUACUUGUGGUGGUAAAGAUGGAAACGACUGCUUAUAGAGGUGAAAAUCAAUGGUAGCAAAUCAAAGAACUACCGAUUUUUUAAGAUUAGCUGGAAAACUUCCUGACGAUCCAAACUCGGUAGAUCCACGGAGGACUUCACCUUUUCCGAUCUAUUUAGGCAUCCAUGAGAAAAACGAUGAGUUUGAGAUGGUUGACGAACUUCACCUUUUCAGCUCUCUUUGACAAAGUCCUAAGAAGAUUUGAAAAAUCACAAAAAGCUACGAUAAAUUUGGAUCCGGACAAAUACGUUGGAAGUGAACAUUUACCAUCACCAAAAGGGAGAUCAUGGUGAUACCAAAAAAAACUCACAUUUUCAUCGGAUAGCACGAUCUCAAGGGUGUCUUCAUGCACUGUGUUGUACUGCUUCCAAAUCAUUGAGAUUAAUAUGAAUAUUAUGAAGAGAUCGAAGAAAUCGAGGGUUUCAUGGCCAUCAGGUCCUAAGCUUUGUCAGGUUAAGCUGUUUCGAACAGAGGACUGUCCUGCUAAAGUUGCAUCUCAGGCACAACGUCAUACCUACCCAAAGCAAUCAAUAAGCAAACCUCGAGUGCCAGAUCUUCCACCUGGUUUCGAAGGAAACCACUAUGCAGAGAAGCUGAGUGUCUCAACCAUUCCUCGGAUCAAAUGGAAACGACCUUCUAAGUUCAUAGUCAGUGGUACUUGGCUAAUGGGAGAUGGUGGCGAGAGCACAGAAAGGAGAACUGAAAACUUGAGGAUUUCUAAAGUGUUGGAAGCCAUCUAUCCUCAUCGCUCUACCAUCCCUUCUCGACCCUCUGUUUCACCGGUUGUUGAAGCGGAAAGCUUUGACGACAGCAAAACGCCCACCAUUCGUCUCACUCCAAUCGAGGACGAGUCUGAAUCUUCAGAGGAAUCAUCCAACACUACCGCAAGCAAGCAAAGUUCGUUGGAGACCAAACCUUCAAUCCAAGGACUGGUUUCUGGUCCUGCACCAGAGUUGAGCCUGGCUGCUGCUUCUGCAGCUCUUGCUACACUGAUGAAAACCAAGGAACAAGGGAGUAUGAUUGAUCCUGAUCUACUUAUCAAACUCCUCAGCAACCCGAAAAUGAUCAAGCAUCUGAUCACUGACACAACAGGUAAAUCCUCUGAACCUAAGAAUCAGCCCCUUGAGACUAAUACCAUCAACCCUACUAGGCUUGUUGCUGAACCUGCCACUCCCUUACCCAUGACAAAGCCACAGCCAACAAUAAUACCUCAAAAACAGGGUUUCACAGCUUCUCAGCCUUUUACUAACCCUGAGCAGAGACGAGUGUCACCACCUAAAACUGAGCAGAGACGAGUGUCUCCACCUAAGCCUGUAAACCAAAACAUAUCCCCUCUGAAUCAAGUCCCGGUUAGUAUACCAAUGUCUGUUCAACCAUGUGUUAUUAGUAUAGCUACGCAACCACCUCUUCCGGCUCGUCUCCCGUCGAGUUCUCUACCAAUGAACGUUAACCCCCACCAGAGACCUCCACGUGUUUUCUCUGAACCAAAGGUAACAGUGAAUCCUCCUCACCACAAUUCUGCAUACCGCACUCCUGAAAUGAACAUUGUUCAGGCACCAGUUGGAUUUGGAAGGGGUCCUCAAACUGGUUUCAACAAUUAUCCAAUGAACUUAAACCGGACUGGUAAACCGGUAGUGCAACCAAUGAAGAGUGAUGACUAUUUCAAAAACCUUAUAAGGGAACAUGGUACCGCGAAUCAUGAAACUAACCAAUACCAUUCACAAAAUGGAAAAUUCAAUGGACGCAUUGAUCAAAAUAAGGUUCAGAAACAGUGUAUAUACUAUGGCACUGCGAGAGGUUGUCAGAUGGGUGAUAGAUGCGUCUGUGUGCAUGACCGAUUGAGACCUAAUUUUGAAGCCGAGGCUCCAGGGGCUAAGAGGUUGAAGUUUGGAAGCUAUGAUAGAAAUAAUUUUUGAACAUAUAAAUUCUGACUCUUGAUUCAUUCCA